Molecule: messenger RNA, 1269 nt
Organism: Chaetomium globosum CBS 148.51
Lineage: Eukaryota; Fungi; Ascomycota; Sordariomycetes; Sordariales; Chaetomiaceae
Exons: 2
Coding region: 1-1269 (422 amino acids)
Source: RefSeq, a predicted model, not a curated record
AUGCGGCCGUAUAAUACACGCCACAAGACGCUGUCGCUGCAUUCGCUGGGGAUUCACGUCCCUGGGUCCCAUGCUAGCCGCGCACCAACAAACCGAGCGUCCUCGAUGGCCUCGCCCGCCUCUCCAGCCUCUCCUAUCAAAAACAGCCAGCCGCCAACAAAACGGCUGAAGCGCUCCUUUAGCGAAUCCUCGGAUGAUGCGCCACCCGUUCGCCGCUUGUCCAAAAAACGCGACGAUGUAGUCAAGUUCGAUAAUACACCGCCGCCGUCACCGCCUACCAAGCGCCGCCCCUCCAUUGAGAUGAGCGAGGAUGAGGGCACGGGCCCAAAAACAAUUGACAUGGAGGGGAUCAACGACGAAAUUGUCGAGGCCGUCAUCGUCCUGCUGCAAAAUUCGGGGAAUCGACCGCACUUGGUAAAAGAGCUCGCCGCUGUCUUGAUGCUGCAACUCAAAAUUGUCCAACAAUCCGCGAAUCCGUGCGCUAUCGUCUCCUCGCGACUAGCCUCCUACCUCAAGCGGUCAACAUGGUCGGCUCUCUCCCCUUGCCCGCUUGCCAAAGAAUUGGAGUCAGUCCACCCGCGUCGGACCUACUUCUACCUCACAACCUGCCCACACCUGCCGCUGCCAGAUCCAUCCCAGGCGUCUUCGACAAUGAGCUUUCUCGCACACACUCGCAGCAUCAUCUCGCCGAGUCCGUCUAGUGCGCCGUCCAUGACCGCGGACGAGUCCGACAUGGAAAGGCGGCGCGAGCUCAGCCCAAGUCCAGAGGUCGACCUGUCGAGUCCAGAGUUUGAUGACAGGGACGACGACUUUGCCAUGCCCGGCACACCCGUCGGAUCCUUCUCCACCAGCGGCUUUUACAUGCGGCCGCGCCCAGUAGUGCACAGCACCUCGGCCCGCCACGGGCGCGCGGGCUCGCCGCCGUUGGAAAAGGACGAGAAGGAGUUCACACAGACGGCUGACGGUUUACAAAGGAGGAAACUCAAUGAUGACCUGUCUCCGUCGAACAACGCAGCGCCCGCUGACCCUACAGCGAGCAUAAUAGAUCUCGAAAGGGACGAGAGCUCGCUAUUUGGUGUCAUUGGCGGGUUUGCCGCGUCGUUGGUGUCCAGCCCGGCCAUCCGACCGUCGACAAUGUCUCUUAACUACUUCGGGAAAAAAGAUGGCGACGUGGACGGCUGGGCCAAGUACGAGGGCAUGCUGGAGUGGGACCGCAGUCCCGAGAACAUUGCGCUCGAGGAGCUCGAUGGGCUGCUGCUCGAUUACUAA